Styela clava is the source of this 3675-nucleotide messenger RNA. RefSeq lists its product as uncharacterized. The record is from RefSeq and is a predicted model, not a curated record. Gene Ontology annotation, cellular component: nucleus; MCM complex. NCBI's taxonomy places the organism in Eukaryota, Metazoa, Chordata, Ascidiacea, Stolidobranchia, Styelidae. Gene Ontology annotation, biological process: DNA replication; double-strand break repair via homologous recombination. Gene Ontology annotation, molecular function: single-stranded DNA binding; single-stranded DNA helicase activity; ATP binding.
UGAAAUAUGGAUUCAAAUAAUGAGACUGUUUAUGAUUUAUUAGGACAGAAUGAGAAAGAAUUUCUGGAUCAUAAAGUUCAACAUGCAAUAUCUCGAAUAUAUAAAGCAUAUAUCAUGGAGAAUAGCAUGCCUGAAAUCAUUCAAAUCCUGCUGGAUGAGGAUGUCAAUAUGCAUUAUUCAAUUGUGGCGGAUUGCACUGCAAUUCUAAAAGUUGACAUGACACUAGCAGACAUUCUUUUCUUCUACUCCGAUAAAGCGAUAAGAGUUCUUGACGCAGCGCUUGCUAAUAUAUGCUGUGAGAUUUAUCAAUCCCAUGCAUUAAAGCUUCAAAUGAGCUUGAAACCUAAUUUACAUGCUAGAAUAAAAAAUAUUCCAGUCUGUCCAGAACUGUGGAGAGAGCAUGUUCCGAAAUCCAAAGACAUUGGCAAAUUUCUGGCAGUAGAAGGCACUGUAAUAAGAACAAGUUCAGUUAAAUUACUCGAGUAUGAAAAAGAAUUGAUUUGUGCAAAAUGCCAAAAUACAUUCAUUUUAAAGGCAGAGUUUGAGCAACAUUACAGUAUACCAACUCCAUCAAGAUGUCCAGUAACCCAUAUGUGCACUUCUAAGAAAUUUAUCGUGUCUCCUGGCGAGAGUGCUACUAGUGGAAGAAAAUGCAAAGAUUUUCAGGAAAUAAAAAUCCAAGAACAAAUGAGGCGACUUGCAAUGGGGACAAUUCCAAGAACAAUAACUGUUGUAUUAGAAGAUGAUUUAGUUGAUGGAUGUAAGGCUGGUGAUGAUGUUAUCAUUUACGGUGCGUUAAAAUGUAGAUGGCAGCAAUUACAAAAGGGUAAAACGUGUAACAUUGAACUUGUUUUAAAAGCGAAUUAUAUUGAAGUACGAAACGAGCAGCGUUUAGGUGCUUCUGUCAAAGAAGAAAUGCAAAAUGAUUUCGAAUGUUUCUGGGCUGUUCAUGCUGAAAAUCCAAUGACUGCACGCAAUCACAUUCUGGCAAGUCUUUGUCCGCAGAUCUAUGGAUUGUAUGUUGUCAAAUUGGCAGUCGCAUUGGUUUUGGCUGGUGGUGUACCUAGAACAGAUUCAUCUGGUUCACGAGUUCGAGGAGAAGCUCAUCUGCUUCUUGUUGGUGACCCUGGUACUGGGAAAUCUCAGUUUCUCAAGUAUGCUUCAAAAAUUACCCCAAGGUCUGUUCUAACCACUGGAAUAGGUUCCACAAGUGCUGGUUUAACUGUAACUGCCAUUCGGGAUGGCCCACAUUGGACAUUGGAAGCUGGUGCUCUUGUACUAGCGGAUGGUGGCAUUUGUUGCAUUGAUGAAUUCUCAAGCAUAAAAGAAAAUGACAGAGGUGCAAUUCAUGAGGCAAUGGAACAACAAACUGUAAGUGUUGCUAAAGCUGGUCUUGUUUGUAAACUCAAUACAAGAACAAGUGUUCUUGCGGCAACGAAUCCAAAAUUAGGUAAAUAUGAUGAAUCUUCAAGCAUUGAUCUGAACGUUGCAAUUGCUAGCCCUCUGUUGAGUAGAUUUGAUAUAGUUUUGGUGCUGCUUGAUGGCAAAAAUGAACGAUGGGAUUCUGUUGUUGCAGAUUAUGUUUUAACUGGCAAAGAUGUGACAAAUAACAAUCAAGGUAGACAGAGAUUAUGGAGUAUGGAACAAAUGCAAGCAUAUUUUUGUGUUGUGAAACAAAUUAAUCCUGUAUUAUCACCAUCAGCAAACAGAAUAUUAUCAGAAUACUAUCGUUGUCAUCGACGUUCUGAUACCAGAAAUGCAGCACGCACUACAAUUCGAUUACUUGAAAGCCUAAUCAGAAUAGCAGAAGCACAUGCCAGACUGAUGUAUAGACAAACAGUUGAGGUCCUCGAUGCUGUGGCAGCAAUCACAAUCCUGGAGUCAUCAAUGCAAGGCGCUUCACUGCUUCCAACAGGUAGUGUGUUGCACUCUUGUUUCCCCACAAACCCGGAGAACGAAUAUAAAAAGCAUGCACAGCUUGUAUUGAACAGAUUGGGCUUAAAUGACAUCCUUGAAGAAGAAAUGAGUGAUGUUAAAGCCACUAAUUCGAGACAAAGCCACAAUAAUACACUGCUUCCUCCUGCGUCCCCAUUUGAGCCCAAGGUGUUCACAGACUUUCCUCAAAAAACAUCUACCUCAAGCAGUAAAGUAUCCACUCCAAGGAUAUAUACAAGUUCAAAAAGGAGCAAUAAAGACUUUACAUUUGAAGAUUUUGAACAGAGUGUUUGUUUUGAGAACAUAUUUCAAGAUGGGGCAAAUAGCAGUCAGGAUAAACUUCUGAAUUUUAAAACAUCAACACAAAACACUCGGUUUUCUGGCAAUAUGUCUCAUUUUGCAGAAUCUUUCAACUGUGAAAGUUCUGUAUUGGUACCUCAAGCAAGUUCAACGAUACAAAGGCAACAUCAGUUGCCAAUGAGUUCUAUCACCAAUAGUCCUCAAAAAAGAAUCAUUGAAAAUCAUGAAGAAAUUACACAUGGCUGUUUACAACAAGACGAACCUCACAAGGACAUUUGCAAUGAGAACCGUAACCCAAAGUCUCCUGCUGCAAGCCCGACUUAUUCUCCCGUUAGUUGCAGUGACCUUGGUGAAGAGUUUCAAAGAAAUGCCAUCCGGGAUAGAUUAAAUUGCUUUAGGCGACAAUCUCCACCUUCUCCAGAAAUUGAUUUCCCUUUGAGUGGUAUGAUUAGACGAGGCAAACGUAAACACUGUCCAAAAUCAGGGAAUAAUAGUGAAAAACCUAACAUCAUUGAAAAAUCGGUGGAAUCAAAAAAAUGCCAAGUUCGUGAAAUGCCAAGUUCUUCAUCAAAUAUUAAUUUCAACUUUGAGGAAAUCACGGAUGACAUGUUUUUGAAUGAAAUUAAUGGUGUAUCCUCUAAAUCAACAUCGCAUAUUAUAGACAAGAGCAAUGACACAUUACCGGUAUUAGGCGGAAACAAGUCAUCCAUAUUUUCUUUAAGUGCAUCAGCUGUUGAAGAUAUUUGUGAUGAGCUUGCCUUCAACGAGAAACCGUCACAUACAGAAUUUCUGCAAGGUUUGAGAGAAUCACAACAUGUCAUUAAGCAAAGUCAGGCAAUCAACGUAGUUUCAACAGCCAGCAACCCAACUGUUAAAAGUGUAAACGCAGUCAAAACAGGGAAUUGUGAAAAUGGAACCAAGUCUAAUGAUCUACCAAACGAAACUUCAGCUGCUUCUUUGUUUAGGAUUGAAGAUGAUUUUGAAGACUGGGGAAUUGAUAAGGAAAACGAUUUUUCAGAUUUUAAUGUUGACUGGACUGCAAGUCAAGACAUGUUUUCAAAAAAGCGCAAAACCUUUGAACUCUAAUUUAUGUAUAUGAACAUGGUAGUGUUCCGUGGUGGAAUUCAGUCAGUUUGCACCGGUUCUAUAGAACCGACUCACGGAAUUUUAUGAGAUCAGCGAACCUGUUAGCAUUACUGGUUUCUCUCAAUGACUUUUGUAAUGGAACCGGCUGACAAAAAUAUUGAAUCCCACCACUGGUAGUGUAGUGUUCAUUCAAUUUGAUACUGCUAUUCUUUAUUUUUGAGAGCUAUUUCCUGGUCACAUAGACUUUGUUUCUUUUUUUCUCAUGACCUCCAGACUUGUUCUGAGUGUUUUCUUUACAAAGCCAGAUAUUUUUUCGGGUAUUUUGUUAAAAUCUUUAAUAAAAUUUAUAUGAUA